This is a messenger RNA of Diabrotica balteata, 1586 nucleotides long. The record is from the annotation of a GenBank genome assembly. NCBI's taxonomy places the organism in Eukaryota, Metazoa, Arthropoda, Insecta, Coleoptera, Chrysomelidae.
CAGAUACGCACCUGUAUAUAUAGCAGCACUCGCAUAUCCUCAACUACUUGCCUGUGCCGCUAUAGUAAGUCGACAAGAACCGGCGGAACUUUAAAACCCGGACGAUCCUAGUUCUCUCUCAGUACACCCAUCCCGUCACGAAAUGAGAUUGAAAUUGUGUGUGAACCGAGCGUCGUCGUUUAGGUACUCUCGGUGAAUAUUAAUCACGAAAAAAUGGCUAAAUUAUAAAAUAGAAGCGAGUACCGUGUGUGCGGCUUGUAAGCAGCGGAAAGUUGUGGUUCCCUCAGUACGCAUUGAGGAGAGUGUGAGAUUAGUGUGUGCGACGUGCGUGUUUGAAAAAAUCGGAGGAAAUGUCAGACAAAGAUCGAGACUACAUCGGUUUUGCUACUCUUCCUGACCAGGUCCACCGAAAAUCAGUUAAGAAAGGCUUCGAGUUCACGCUGAUGGUGGUAGGUGAAUCGGGGUUAGGGAAAUCCACAUUGUUAAACAGUCUCUUCCUAGAAGAUUUAUAUAGAAAUAGAAAAAUUCCAGAGGUCAGUGAAAGAAUAUCUAAAACUACAAGCAUCGAGAAGAAGACUAUGGAGAUUGAAGAGAGGGGUGUUAAGUUAAGGUUAACCGUAGUUGACACACCUGGUUUCGGGGAUGCAAUCAAUUGUGAAGAAAGUUGGAAAACUUGUGUCAAUUACAUCGAUGAGCAAUUCAGGCAAUAUUUCACAGACGAAAGUGGACUCAAUAGGCGGAAUAUGCAAGAUAACAGAGUUCACUGUUGUUUAUACUUCGUGCCACCUUGGGGUCAUAGUUUGAGACAAAUGGACCUUGAAGUAAUGAAGAGACUGCACCGUAAAGUUAACAUAGUAGUAGUAAUUGCCAAAGCAGAUACCCUCACAUCAUCUGAAGUUGCCAAAUUAAAAGCAAAUAUUCUUAACGAUAUUCGAGACAACGAUAUUCAGAUGUAUGAAUUUCCAGAAUGUGAUAGCGAUGAAGAUGAAGAAUUUAAGCAACAAGACCGAGAACUAAAAGCGAGCAUUCCAUUUGCUGUGGUGGGCAGCAAUACCACUUUAGAAAUAGCUGGAAAGAAAAUCAGAGGACGGCAAUAUCCAUGGGGUGUUGUCGACGUGGAAAAUCCAAAACACAGUGAUUUUAUCAAACUCAGGACAAUGUUGAUCUCAACCCAUAUGCAAGACUUAAAGGAUGUUACAGAAGACGUACAUUAUGAAAAUUUCAGGGCUGCGUGUAUUUCCCAAAUUUCUCAGCAUGCACGAGAACGAGGGAAACUAAAAAGAGAUUCAACCCCAUAUGAUUCAGAUAUUUCUGAAACAGAUAGGCUACUAAUACAGAAGGACGAAGAGAUUCGUCGGAUGCAAGAAAUGCUAAAGCAAAUGCAAGAGAAACUCAAAGUUGAUGCUCAAGACAACAAUAAAAAACACGAAAGUAUUAUCGAUGUGUAGAUUUUUAUUAUUUAUUUAUUAAACUAGUUUUUAAUUUAUCAAUUUAAGACCAAAGACGUCUAGUUAAAAUGUUUUUUUCAUAUUUAUAUCAAUAUUUAUAUGCGUAAUGUAUGUUAUAAAAAAUAUAUAGUUAAAAAC